GUGAAGAGCGACUCCGUGGGCAGUUGAAAGCGGUGGAAAAUCGUUCAGCAGCUUGAGCAAACUACAUCGGUUGCCUAUCAGAAAUCCAACAAAUCAGUUUUGACAGAGAUUUGGAAGAAUUUAAAUGGAUCCAUUACAAACUAUUUUUGUCCUGUUCGCUUUCUGCUUAUUGAGCCUCACACAAGCUCUCCCUUUGCAAAAAGGAUUCAAAAGAGCAGUACGACGGGAAAGGAGAUCCUUGACGCCGUUGUCAGUUUGUAAUCAAACUGCAAUUCCAUCCGGACAUACAUCUGUUUCAGAUGUGUCCCUUUGGUACAAAAAUGGCUGGUUCUUAGCUGUUUACAAAGAUGGUAAUAUCAACGGGACUUCGGAUGCACGCAGCCGCGACAUUAAGCUUCAACUUCAGUCUGUCGGAAGCAGUUUGGUUCGUAUCUUUAGCAAACAAACUUGUCUGUACGUCGCCAUGCAGCGAUCUGGAAAAAUUUAUACAACGAAGGAACCCACAAGAGCAACGGUAUUUCGACAAACGCAUGAAGCAAAUGGCUUCCAAACCUUUGCUUCUCACCAUUACGUCCAUUCGGAUUAUACGAUAGCAAGACCGUCCCGAAAACACCUGUUUUUGUCCAUGAGAAAGAACGGUCAUAUGAAAAAUGGCAAAAGGACCACGAGAAACAACAAAACUACAUUGAUUUCAGUGAUUGAAAGCCGAGAAAUAAGCUAAAUGCUGCCCACAGUCCAGCAAAAUUUCUUAUUCAAAAUAUUUAUUUCAGUUCCAUGAUCCUUACACAGUUUCGUCUGAAAGCAGGCCUUCAGAACGAACAUUAGGUGAAGAUUUAUUUUGAAAAUUUGAAUAUCCAGUAAAUUAUUUUAAGAUAAGAUAAACUAUCUAUUUAUAUAUUGUCGCAAUAGCGAAUUUAAGAAUUAAAUGAGAAAAAGAAGCUAUUUGUAAAUAAAUUUCUUCGAUCAUAGAGUACCGCUUAGCGAAUAUUUUGGCCAGAAAUGGCCCGGCGUAACUGUUGAACAGGACAGGUUCUUUAUGAAUAACGUGUCAUUCUUUAGAAUCCUUAUAUCUCUUUAAUUCAUUUUAUAACAAAAGAUAAAACGUUUGAAGUAAAAUCGAUUAGUUUUUACCGCCCUGUUGAAAAUUCUAGAAAAAUAAAUCAUAGGUGUAAACAAGGGUUAUUGAAAGAAGACGCCCUGGUUAGCUUCUUGUUUCAGCUACUUUUUCACUCUCUUAUUUGAUAAUAAUAGAUAGAUGAUUAUUCUGACGACCAGUGUAACAAAAAAAAAGUCCCCACAGAGAGUCCAUCCGUUUGUUCCCCACCACUUCAGGCCCUCUCAUUUAACGGUAUUUCAGAAUGGAAGCAAUAUCUUUUAUUCCCGCUGAAUGGCAUUGUGACUAAACUACCUCUGCACAAAUUUCAAGGUCUGUGGUUUUUAUAACAGAUUAUGUGUAAAUUCUUAAUUUCUUCUUAUCUUGCUCAACGUAACGCUAAUAGCUUCAGUAAGGCAAGAAUAAAGUUUUCUGAGGUACAGAGAAACAAUCAUUACAGCCUACCAAAUGUUUAUAGAAUUAUUAUUUUUAUAUGUAUCUUUUUAAUGUUAGGUAGGAUUUUCCAAUUGAAAUAAACUCAGUGUACGAAAGAGGAAA
Molecule: messenger RNA, 1651 nt
Organism: Stylophora pistillata
Lineage: Eukaryota; Metazoa; Cnidaria; Anthozoa; Scleractinia; Pocilloporidae
Product: fibroblast growth factor 1-like
Molecular function (GO): growth factor activity
Source: RefSeq, a predicted model, not a curated record